AUGUCUGAAUCGUUCGACUACAUUCUCGUGGGCGGCGGCACCGCCGGUCUCACCCUCGCGAGCCGUCUCACCGAGGAUCCCAGCAUCUCCGUCCUCGUCGUCGAGGCCGGCGCCGACCACACCAAGAGCCCCCUGGUCCUGACGCCCGGUCUCGUCGGCGCGCAGUAUGGCCAGGAGGACUACGACUGGAACUUCAACUCGGUGCCGCAGCGCCUGCUGCACAACAGGCGUGUCAACACGCCUCGCGGCAAGCAGCUCGGCGGGUCGUCGGCGCUCAACUUCAUGAUGCUCGUCUACCCGUCGCGGCACUCGCUCGACACCUGGGCCAAGCUCGGUAACGAGGGCUGGGACUAUGACGGACUGGCCCCCUAUCUCGCCAAGUUUGCUACCGUGCACGCGCCGCCCUCCAAGGCCAAGGAGGCCGUGGGCCUGACCUGGCACGAUGGCAACCUCACUGGUGACGGACCUCUGCACGUGUCCUUCUCCGAGGGCUAUGGGCCCAACAACAAGGCGUGGCUGGAUGCCUUUGAGAAGCACGGCCUGGCCAUGACGGGGGACAUGCGUGACGGUGCCGCAUACGGUGCGUACCAGCAGCCCGCGAGCAUCGACCCCAAGGACAAGACCAGGAGCUUUGCCGGCACGGCGUACUACGGCGACGAGGUGCGCAGCAGGAAGAACCUGACCGUUCUCACCGAGACGCUCGUCCACAAGGUCGUCUUUGACACCAUCGCGCAAGGCAGCGAGCCCAGGGCCUCGGGCGUCCUCGUCUCGGACAAGAAGGGCAACAAGAAGACCAUUUCCGCCUCGGGCGAGGUCAUUGUCUGUGCUGGCGCCCUGCAGUCCCCUCAGAUCCUCGAGCUGUCCGGCAUCGGCCAGAAGAAACUCCUCGAGGCGCUCGACAUCCCCGUUCUCGUCGAGAACGACAACGUCGGCGAGAACCUCCAGGACCACCCCAUUGUCUGCCAGUCGUUCGAGGUCGCCGACGGCAUCGUGUCCGGCGACGUGCUCCGCGACCCAGAGGUCCUCAACAUGCUCCUCGGCCAGUACAACACGAGCCGCGAGGGCCCCAUGGGACAGAGCAACAUCAGCGUCGCCCAGGUGCCCCUGGCCGACGCGUCCGGCGUCAUGUCCGCCGACAAGAAGAAGGCGCUCUUUGCGUCCAAGGAGGGCCUGCUCCAGGACGCGCAGGACCAGGCCAUCCGCGCGCUGUACGAGGACACCAACGAGCCGAUUGUCGAGUAUAUACUCUUCCCCAACCAGGUCGACACCACCCUCGCCGAGCCGGCCAGCAUGGCGUCGUACCUCAUGCCCACCCGCCCCGAGAACAGCAUCACCAUCAUGACGCUGCACAACCACCCCUUCUCCCGGGGCAGCGUCCACAUCACCAGCCCCGACGCCGGCCAGAAGCCCGCGUGGGAUCCCAACUUCUCCUCCAACGCCCUCGACAUUGAGGUCGUCAGCCGGCACAUCCAGUUUGUCGAGACCCUGGUGGAGACGUCCCCCUUCAGGGAGAUGAUCAAGCCCGGCGGUCGACGCUUCCCGGACGUCAAGGGCGACACCAUGGAGAACUGCCUCGAGAUCAUCCGCCAGACGCAGCUCGGCGACUUUCACCCGGCCUGCAGCUGCGCCAUGAAGCCCAAGGAGCACGGCGGCGUCGUCGACGCGAGGCUGCGCGUCUACGGCACGAGGGGCCUGCGCGUCGUCGACGCCAGCAUCUUCCCCAUUGAACCGGUGGGCAACAUCCAGACGACGGUGUACGCCGUGGCGGAAAAGGCGGCCGAUCUCAUCAAGGAGGACAGGAAGGCGUGA
Messenger RNA from Emericellopsis cladophorae, 1809 nucleotides. RefSeq lists its product as uncharacterized. The coding region runs from base 1 to 1809 and encodes 602 amino acids. The transcript has a single exon. The record is from RefSeq and is a predicted model, not a curated record. NCBI's taxonomy places the organism in Eukaryota, Fungi, Ascomycota, Sordariomycetes, Hypocreales, Bionectriaceae. Gene Ontology annotation, molecular function: oxidoreductase activity, acting on CH-OH group of donors; flavin adenine dinucleotide binding.